This is a messenger RNA of Nomascus leucogenys (northern white-cheeked gibbon), 5745 nucleotides long. It is a transcript of the gene DDHD1, whose product is annotated as DDHD domain containing 1. Bases 226 to 2949 code for a protein of 907 amino acids. Gene Ontology annotation, molecular function: glycerophospholipase activity; metal ion binding. The record is from RefSeq and is a predicted model, not a curated record. NCBI's taxonomy places the organism in Eukaryota, Metazoa, Chordata, Mammalia, Primates, Hylobatidae. Gene Ontology annotation, cellular component: cytoplasm. The transcript has 14 exons.
CCGCCUACGUCGGGCUGCGUGACAAUGGGGCCGGCCGCAGAACGCAGCUGCGGCGGCUGCGGGUCUCGUGGGGGCGGAGCGGCCGCCGCUGCCGCCGCAGCUCGAGUCGGGAUUUGAAAGAUUAGAAACUCUUGGGUGGAGAGGGCGGCGGCGUUGAAUGUGUAGCGGAAGCGCUGGGGGUCACGGCUCCGCGCGCCGCCGGGCAGCCGGCGGCGUCUCCACAGCAUGAAUUACCCGGGCCGCGGGUCCCCACGGAGCCCCGAGCAUAACGGCCGACGCGGCGGCGGCGGCGCUUGGGAGCUGGACUCAGACGCGGGGCCAGCGUUCGGCGGCGGCGUCUGCUGCUUCGAGCACCUGCCCGGCGGGGACCCGGGCGACGGCGACGUGCCCCUGGCCCUGCUGCGCGGGGAACCCGGGCUGCGUUUGGCGCCGGGUACCGAGGACCACAACCACCACCUCGCGCUGGACCCCUGCCUCAGUGACGAGAACUAUGACUUCAGCUCCGCUGAGUCGGGCUCCUCGCUGCGCUACUACAGCGAGGGCGAGAGCGGCGGCGGCGGCAGCUCCUUGUCGCUGCACCCGCCGCAGCAGCCUCCGCUGGUCCCGACGAACUCGGGGGGCGGCGGGGCGACAGGAGGGGCCCCUGGGGAAAGGAAACGUACCCGGCUUGGUGGCCCGGCGGCCCGGCACCGCUAUGAGGUAGUGACAGAGCUGGGCCCGGAGGAGGUACGCUGGUUCUACAAGGAGGACAAGAAGACCUGGAAGCCCUUCAUCGGCUACGACUCGCUCCGCAUCGAGCUCGCCUUCCGGACCCUGCUGCAGACCACGGGUGCCCGGCCCCAGGGUGGGGACCGGGACGGCGACCAUGUGUGCUCCCCCACGGGCCCAGCUUCCAGUUCCGGAGAAGAUGACGAUGAGGACCGCGCCUGCGGCUUCUGUCAGAGUACGACGGGGCACGAGCCGGAGAUGGUGGAGCUGGUGAACAUCGAGCCUGUGUGCGUGCGGGGCGGCCUCUACGAGGUGGAUGUGACCCAAGGAGAGUGCUACCCGGUGUACUGGAACCAGGCUGAUAAAAUACCAGUAAUGCGUGGACAGUGGUUUAUUGAUGGCACUUGGCAGCCUCUAGAAGAGGAAGAAAGUAAUUUAAUUGAGCGAGAACAUCUCAAUUGUUUUAGGGGCCAGCAGAUGCAGGAAAAUUUUGAUAUUGAAGUGUCAAAAUCCAUAGAUGGAAAAGAUGGCAGUGGGAUCAACUAUUCUGCUGUUCAUAGUUUCAAGUUGAGUCGAAACCAUGUGGACUGGCACAGUGUGGAUGAAGUAUAUCUUUAUAGUGAUGCAACAACAUCUAAAAUUGCAAGAACAGUUACCCAGAAACUGGGAUUUUCUAAAGCAUCAAGUAGUGGGACCAGACUUCAUAGAGGUUAUGUAGAAGAAGCCACAUUAGAAGACAAGCCAUCACAGACUACCCAUAUUGUAUUUGUUGUGCAUGGCAUUGGGCAGAAAAUGGACCAAGGAAGAAUUAUCAAAAAUACAGCCAUGAUGAGAGAGGCUGCAAGAAAAAUAGAAGAAAGGCAUUUUUCCAACCAUGCAACACAUGUUGAAUUUCUGCCUGUUGAGUGGCGGUCAAAACUUACUCUUGAUGGAGACACUGUUGAUUCCAUUACUCCUGACAAAGUACGAGGUUUAAGGGAUAUGCUGAACAGCAGUGCAAUGGACAUAAUGUAUUAUACUAGUCCACUUUAUAGAGAUGAACUAGUUAAAGGCCUUCAGCAAGAGCUGAAUCGAUUAUAUUCCCUUUUCUGUUCUCGGAAUCCAGACUUUGAAGAAAAAGGGGGUAAAGUCUCAAUAGUAUCACAUUCCUUGGGAUGUGUAAUUACUUAUGACAUAAUGACUGGCUGGAAUCCAGUUCGACUCUAUGAACAGUUGCUGCAAAAGGAAGAAGAGUUGCCUGAUGAACGAUGGAUGAGCUAUGAAGAACGACAUCUUCUUGAUGAACUCUAUAUAACAAAACGACGGCUGAAGGAAAUAGAAGAACGGCUGCAUGGAUUGAAAGCAUUGUCUAUGACACAAACACCUGCCUUAAAAUUUAAGGUUGAGAAUUUCUUCUGUAUGGGAUCCCCAUUAGCAGUUUUCUUGGCGUUGCGUGGCAUCCGCCCAGGAAAUACUGGAAGUCAAGACCAUAUUUUGCCUAGAGAGAUUUGUAACCGGUUACUAAAUAUUUUUCAUCCUACAGAUCCAGUGGCUUAUAGAUUAGAACCAUUAAUACUGAAACACUACAGCAACAUUUCACCUGUCCAGAUCCACUGGUACAAUACUUCAAAUCCUCUACCUUAUGAACAUAUGAAGCCAAGCUUUCUCAACCCAGCUAAAGAACCUACCUCAGUUUCAGAGAAUGAAGGCAUUUCAACCAUACCAAGCCCUGUGACCUCACCAGUCUUGUCCCGCCGACACUAUGGAGAAUCUAUAACAAAUAUAGGCAAAGCAAGCAUAUUAGGGGCUGCUAGCAUUGGAAAGGGACUUGGAGGAAUGUUGUUCUCAAGAUUUGGACGUUCAUCUACAACACAGUCAUCUGAAACAUCAAAGGACUCAAUGGAAGAUGAGAAGAAGCCAGUUGCCUCACCUUCUGCUACCACCGUAGCAACACAGACCCUUCCACAUAGCAGUUCUGGCUUCCUUGAUUCUGCAUAUUUCAGACUUCAAGAAUCGUUCUUUAAUCUCCCACAACUUCUUUUUCCGGAAAAUGUAAUGCAGAAUAAAGAUAAUGCCCUCGUGGAGUUGGAUCACAGGAUUGAUUUUGAACUCAGAGAAGGCCUUGUGGAGAGCCGCUAUUGGUCAGCUGUCACGUCGCAUACUGCCUAUUGGUCAUCCUUGGAUGUUGCCCUUUUUCUUUUAACCUUCAUGUACAAACAUGAGCACGAUAAUGAUGCAAAACCCAAUUUAGAUCCAAUCUGAACUCUUGAAGGACAUGAAUGGCCUAAAACUGACUUUUUUUUUCUGUUAAAAUGUGUGUGUCAAGAUACGGAGAUUUCAGGGUUAAAGUAUAUUUCAGUUUUCUUUAGGGCAACAGAUAUUUGAAUUUAAAAGCACUUUAUUUAAAAAAAAAAGUUUUCAGUUCUGAAGAAGUCAUUUACAGUUUGCAUCAUUUUAAUUAUGAGUCUGACAAAACCUUCUCCAGAGAAUCAAGCAAGACCUGGAUGUGAAGAAGGUUUGGGUAAACUGCAUGUAAAGGCUACAAAUCACAAUCUGAGUCCUCCCAAAUGUAAAGGCAUAUGGAACAUAAUGUAUUAACCAAAGUAUGUUAUAAAUUAAAAAUGGUCCAGGUUCAGCAUAUUCCAUAUGAAGAUUGCAAGGUGGUAUCAUUGUUUUAGAUUUCUAUGAAGGCUUUCAUUUGUACAUCCCUUUGAAAAAAUAUAACAGAUUUAAAAUGUUUUGAAUUUAACUUGUUUAGAAAAACUAAUGCUUAAAACAAUAUUUGAACUACUGUAUUUAUAAUUUAUUACCUCUAAUUGCUUUAUUUCAGUGUAUGAGACAUUACUGUUUUAAUUUUGCUUUGAACAUAAUUUAAGAACCAGAUUUAUUUUCUAUAGUGUUAAACCCUCUUUUCUCAGAACUCCAUCUUUGUACUCUUCAGAUGAAUAUAUAGACACUGUGGCAUACUUUUUUUUUUUUUUUUCAUUAAAAACUUAUGGCUUCAUACAACACUAGUUCAAUUUUUUAAAUAAACUUUUUAUUACGUUACAUGUACUUCAGAGAAAGCUAAAGUUUCUCUAAACUUGACAUGGAGUACUCCAUAAUGGGUACAUUUCAUUAGCUUUAUUAGAAAACUAGUAAAUGCUUUUGAAUAGGUAGUAUGACAGCUAUUUUAAAUGUAUAAACAUUUGUGUGCCAAACAACAUAUAUGAAGGGAUGGGAUGCCACUAAGUAGUGCACAUUGUUUCUCAGUGUGCCAUUGAGACACAAGGCACAGUCAGGAUUCUGAGGCAUUGGAAGGGUUUUCUUCAGCUGUAAUUGUUUCCACAGUGCUUUUCAUCUGAGGGGCUCAAAGUUUAAGAGGAGUACAUUCAAUAACCCAUGUACUAGCUUCUUGAGGUAAGUAAAUAAAUCUUGUUCUCAUGUUACAUGUUAAUAACACCAACUCACCAAAACAUUUAAAGUGCCAUGAAUUAGAUUACAUCACAAAUCAGAAAAACUUGGAUUGGGCUAGUCACCGUGGCUCGUGCCUGUAAUCCAACACUUUGGGAGGCCAAGAUGGGAGGAUCACUUGAACCCAGGAUUUCAAGACCAGCUUGGGCAACAUAGUGAGACCCCCUUCUCUGCAAAAAAUGACAAAAAUUAGCCACUUGUAGUGGUGUACACCUGUAGUCCCAGGUACUCAAGAGGCUGAGGUGGGAGGAUCACCCGAGCCCAGAAGUUCGAAGCUGCAGUGAGCUCUGAUCGCACCAAUGCAUUCCAGCCUGGGUGACGGAGCCAGACCCUGUCUCUAAAAAACAAAAAAGAAAAGCUUGGGUUGAAGCCAGGCCAUACUCUUUUAUAUGCUGUUCAAUGACUUGAUUCACAUGUGACCUUUUAGUAGUUUGCAAACAAUAAUAACAGAAGUUGCAAUUCAUAAUUCAGAGAAAUGACCAUGAAGCCAGUGUUUCCCUGCUUGAUUUCUGUGUUCUUGGAUUCUCACACAAAAGAGGAGUUACCUAGAGGGGAUCAGUAGCCAUCCCUGUUGCAUACAACCGUCAUUUCUGAGUGGUUUCCACUAGGUUCCACUUAAGGUGCUGUCUUUUCUUAACUUGCAAGGAAUUGCUUAGCUUCCCAAUAAUCAUUGUCAAACUGGGAGCACAGUUGGUCAGCUGUAUCUCUUACCUCCUCCUUUCUUCAUAAGAUAGUAGAAUCUGUGGCUUACUUAUAGGUUUUACUUAGCACUUCAGUACUGUUGGCUGCUUUGGCCUUUUGUUGAAUUUGCACAACAUAAAGCACUUCUUUCUAAUGUUUAAAAAAAAUUCCAAGGCUCCAUGACCAAGUAUGUGACUCACUAAGAAACCCUUGCUAUAAAAGGCUUUUGAUGAAAUCUUAGCAAAGCUAAAGUAUCUCUAACUUAGAGAUUCCUAUGAACUCAGGUCAUUUUCAUAGCCUGUUUAUUUUGUAGGUCUAAUUUAGUUCUCAGGAAAAUUAAACUCAUGCUAUAUGACUGUAUCGUUAAAGGUACUUGAGCAUAUGUUGCUGUAGGUGGUAUGACACUCAAAUGCAUAAGAACUUGAGGGGAUUUAUUCUUAACCACUAGAAUAUGAAGAGCCCUUUUUACCUGAGAAGAGUGAAAUUAUGUCAAACCUUUUAAUUUGAUAUCACUGAGUAAAAGGUAUGUUCCUAUAGCCAUAGGAAUAUGUCUGCUUCCUUUUUUUCAUAUUGAGAAAACAGUCAAAUUUAACCAUUUGGAAUUUAUUUGAAUUCGUGGAAGAGCAAUAUUGAAAACCUUUUCAAAAAUUAGAUGUUCUGGACUACUGGAUGGAUGUUUUGUUUUCAGUUCAUUUUUCAUCAGUAGAGAUGGUGAUUUUGGUUUUGUAGUAUCCUUGUUUCUAUGUCUGUGCAUGUUAAUAUUGGAUGUAUUUGUAUAUACUUAAUUAAUAUACAGACUGUGUCAUUCUGGCUUGAUUAGAAGCUAAGUCAGUUACUGAGUAACAUUUUGCAACUUUAUUCCAGCAAGUACUAAAUCGGCCAAAAAAAGUUUUGUUUUUGAUACCAUUAAAAUUUUAUUCUCUA